Messenger RNA from Rosa chinensis, 1452 nucleotides. RefSeq names its product dihydropyrimidine dehydrogenase (NADP(+)), chloroplastic. The record is from RefSeq and is a predicted model, not a curated record. The transcript is spliced from 7 exons. Bases 1 to 1284 code for a protein of 427 amino acids. NCBI's taxonomy places the organism in Eukaryota, Viridiplantae, Streptophyta, Magnoliopsida, Rosales, Rosaceae. Gene Ontology annotation, biological process: thymine catabolic process; uracil catabolic process. Gene Ontology annotation, molecular function: NADP binding; dihydropyrimidine dehydrogenase (NADP+) activity; uracil binding. Gene Ontology annotation, cellular component: cytoplasm.
AUGGCCUCUCUUAGCUUGACUCAGAUCAGAGGCAACAACCCAGUUGCCGAGUCUGCCAGAACUCGUUCUCCUCAGUUGGGUUUCCCUCUUCGGUCUAGCAGAGUUGGGUUUCGGGUGUUUGCGUCAGAGAGCAGCAAGGGCCCAGAGCCUGAUCUGAGCGUUAAUGUAAAUGGGUUGCACAUGCCCAACCCUUUCGUUAUCGGGUCGGGUCCACCCGGUACUAACUACACCGUCAUGAAAAGGGCCUUUGAUGAAGGCUGGGGUGCUGUGAUUGCCAAAACUGUGUCGCUUGACGCAGCAAAAGUGAAGAAUGUCACUCCACGAUAUGCAAAGCUACGAGCUGAUGCAAAUGGCUCAGCCAAAGGGCAGAUUAUUGGGUGGGAGAAUAUAGAACUUAUAAGUGAUCGACCUCUUGAAACUAUGUUGAAAGAAUUCAAGCAAUUGAAGGAAGAGUAUCCGGACAGGAUUCUGAUUGCUUCAAUCAUGGAGGAAUAUGACAAAGCUGGCUGGGAGGAACUUAUUGAUCGUGUGGAGCAAACUGGAGUUGAUGCCUUUGAAAUCAACUUCUCCUGUCCUCAUGGUAUGCCGGAGCGCAAGAUGGGUGCUGCUGUUGGGCAAGACUGUGUACUGUUGGAAGAAGUCUGUGGAUGGAUCAAUGCCAAAGCUACAAUUCCGGUUUGGGCAAAGAUGACUCCUAACGUCACUGACAUUACACAGCCAGCUAGAGUGGCUCUUAGCUCAGGAUGUGAGGGAGUAUCAGCUAUUAACACGAUCAUGAGUGUAAUGGGAAUAAAUCUGACUACCUUACGGCCUGAGCCUUGUGUGGAGGGAUACUCGACUCCUGGGGGCUAUUCUUCCAAGGCAGUUCAUCCUAUUGCACUUGCAAAAGUGAUGAGUAUCGCAAAAAUGAUGAAAUCAGAAUUUGCUAAUAAAGAUCUUUCACUUUCUGGGAUCGGUGGUGUUGAGACCGGUGGUGAUGCUGCUGAAUUUAUCCUUCUGGGAGCAAAUUCUGUUCAGGUAUGUACUGGGGUUAUGAUGCAUGGGUACGGCGUUGUGAAGAAACUCUGUUCUGAGCUAAAGGAUUUCAUGAGACAGCACAAUUUCUCAUCUAUAGAAGAUUUCAGAGGGGCUUCCCUCGAGUAUUUUACAACGCAUACUGAUUUAGUACGCCGACAGCAAGAAGCCAUCCUACAAAGAAAAGCUGUGAAGAGAGGGUUGCAGUCCGACAAAGAUUGGACAGGAGAUGGUUUCGUUAAAGAGACCGAGAGCAUGGUCUCUAAUUAAACUACACGAUGAUUGAAAACAAAUGAGCUGUUCAUCUCUUUUCUGGUCUAAAGUUUAGCCGAAAAUCCUUUUAUUCCAAACUGAGCUGUGUUCUGUAAUAAUAAACUGUUUCAGAUGCUUUUUACUAAUCAAUCUAAUUGAAUCAAAUAAACAGUAUGGCUUUGUAUA